AGGCGUACAACAGCCGAAGAGAUCGCGCGUAUCCAACGAUUCUCGAUAUGUCGCAAUUUUCCGCAAUUACGGCUGUACGUGGAAUUGGGGAGUGCAAUAAAUGUGACAAAGUCUAGUUGAUCCGAGAUAUCGAAGCACACCUUGGCAGUUCGGCGCACGAAAUUGGGGAUAAUUCUGAUAAAUGUGGCGCGCAAUCGGUUCACGAUGGUGAUUGGGAGUGUGAGUUAUUUUUUCGGUGUAAGUUACCUGCAGUUGACGAGUGAUAUUACUAUAGCGGAAUAACUGAUAAGAUAAGGAAGGAAUGGCACCAACUCAGGAGGGGUUGUGGUUCAGUGUUUGAUACAUAAUAUAUAUUUUUUUUAAUAAUUUUCCUCAUCAAUUUCGUUCGAUACGUGUCUUAUUUGUGUGACUCGGUAGCUCUCCAGCUUGCUCCUUAGUCGCAGUGAGAUGUUCCCCGUGACUCGAACAAAGUGCUUACGCCUAGCUUGAUGUUCGAGCUGCAACAUCAUAGUACCAGCGCAUAGUUCAACGAUCUCAACAUUGAAUAGUGAGUUGUGUGUUUUUUUCCUGUGUAGAGUGUCUAAGUGCGCCAAUUGAUUAUCCCGAAGAUGAAAAUGGCCGUUAAUUCAGUGGCGGCUAAUGAUCCAUCCGAUUCAAACAAUAACAGUUUACCUGUGAGUAGUGUACACGCAAGGACAGUUAGCAUCAGUGCCAGCGUUCCUUCUGGUUCGAAAGGAAAUCACGAAGUAGAUUUGCAGAAGAUGGAAGUCAGAGAUUCCACCGACAACACGUCGAGAAACGAAACGGGAUCACCUGAGCACCCACCGCACCCACCACAAGCCCAAACCCCACAAGCACCACAGCAACAUCAUCAACAGCCUCAGCUACAAGAAACUGAAGUUCAAGAGUUGAUUGUCCCUGCAGAGAUGACUAUCAACGAUGGACAGACUCCUGCGUUACCCACGGCUGUGAUAAUCAAUCAACACAAGCACCGCAUGAUAACCACUAGUGGAGAAAUUGCCGAGUCACACGAAGUGCACCCAGAUUCAAAUGAUUACGAUACUGUCGAGUACCACCAAUCAGUAGGAUCCGUAUCGGCGGCUCCUGGACAUGCUUUCACGUAUGAGCAGUCACCAACGAGUCAACAUAACAGCGUCGCAGCCUCAUCCCCGAUCCCUCAUUUCGUGAAGCGGGAAUCAAGCAUAGAAAAAGAAAGACACGUAAACGUUGAGACGACUCAGCUUCCAGUUCAACAAACAGUUUAUAUCGAGUACAAAAAUGAUGUAGACGAUACUGUUCGCUAUAGUGCGGACCCUCGUUAUGAAGAAUUGAAAUAUCAUCAUCGCUACGUCUACCAGCAACCCCAUUCGAAUCUACCGCUACCUCCUCCACACCAUGCUCAUCACCCGUCGCAUCACCCUGUACACGCACAGCCCGUCUCACAUCAGCAACAACAUCAUCCACCACAACACGAAGUGGAUUCCGCCAUCAAAUCCGAACAACUGGAUCACCAUCAUCAGCAUCACCACCACCAACAGCAACAGCAUGCUCACACGCAAAUACAUCAGCAGCAUCCGACAACGGUUCACUCACAACAUCAACCUCAUCAGCAUACUAUCCAGAUCUACGAAGCCCAGGAGGGUGCGCAACAGUCUGAAGUUCAAACAGCAUCGGAAACAGCCGGUAGCGAAGUUAAGACACACUACACCAAUUUGGAACCUGUCCAUACGCUGCCAUCUUCGCAGACAUAUUACAUAGGAGCCGAAGGCUACCAAACCCCCGCAAACUAUUCGUACAUUGCACCUAAGGAUGCGAUAUAUUAUCAUCCCUCACCAAGUCCGAAUACAGUGCUUUACAAAAGUAGUGACCCUACGCUUACAUCGUCUUCCAUUAUAGCAAAACAGGUUCACUACAACUCGCAAAAUUUAUAUGAAAGCGCAUCGCCUCAUAAUAGUGCAUCUCCAGGGGCACAACAACAAAUUUAUCAAUACUGGAAUGGCAGCUUAGACUACGGCACGUCUUUUAGCGGUGCCGUCGUCAUGGAUCAGGCUACUUCAGGAGCAACAGAGUACGCAAGCAAUGGGCAGUCAUGGCAAAUCGGAGGGUUGACCGAUGCAUACGAAGGGCCCAAUAUGAUAUCAUCCGAGCCGCGAGAGUGCGUGAACUGCGGCAGCUCCGAUACGCCACUUUGGCGAAGGGACCCGGUGGGGCAUACGCUUUGCAAUGCUUGCGCUCUAUACAACCGUCAAAAUCCGGGAACUAACCGGCCUCCAAACAGGAGUCAUAAAGCGAAACAGCCUCCGAAAACACCAGUUCCCGGAAACCGACGGACGGGCGUUAUUUGCGCAAACUGUCAAACGACCACAACGACGCUGUGGCGUCGGAACAACCGAGGGGAACCGGUUUGCAACGCAUGUGGGCUCUAUCACAAACUGCACAACGUCGACCGGCCGUUGACGAUGAAGAAGGAUGGCAUACAGACGCGGAAGAGAAAACCCAAAUCUAGUCAAACGAUUCCGCCGAUAAAUGGAAUCGGAACUGAAAAACUUCUCCCCUCUAUGAUACAGCCACAAAUUCAUUCCAUCGGCGCUAGUCCAGCCGGCCAGAAACUGUUGAUGCCUCCGCAUGGUCACAUGACCGUGGUUUCCGCUCCAACAAUGGAGAUCCACACACCGCAUGCCAUCACCUCAUCUUCGAGUGGUUCCACCCAGCCCGACCAAAGAUUUAUUGAUAGCACUUCGACUGUCAACAGCUUGCCCCCUCAUCUUUCCAAUAGUAACAAUCUGUCACGGCACGUGCCUACCAGUGUACCAUCGAUCGAUACGAGUCGACCACCAAAUGGCGAAAUUACCAGCGUCAUAACAAGUACCGCCGUGGCGGAACGAGCUAGCAACUGAAUAAUUUGUUCUUCGAAAGUAUUAGAUAUAUGUUUUUAGAAAAACCAAAAAUCUAGUUAGUAAGGUUUGGGAUAGUAAUCAUGUUGAUUAUUUUAGUGUAUAUUGUAAUAAAAUUGUAAAUAAAACUUAAAAUGAUCGUGAUAAUUGAAA
Molecule: messenger RNA, 3047 nt
Organism: Armigeres subalbatus
Lineage: Eukaryota; Metazoa; Arthropoda; Insecta; Diptera; Culicidae
Product: GATA-binding factor 3-like
Exons: 6
Coding region: 609-2897 (762 amino acids)
Biological process (GO): negative regulation of transcription by RNA polymerase II; positive regulation of transcription by RNA polymerase II; cell fate commitment
Molecular function (GO): RNA polymerase II cis-regulatory region sequence-specific DNA binding; DNA-binding transcription factor activity, RNA polymerase II-specific; zinc ion binding
Source: RefSeq, a predicted model, not a curated record